Molecule: messenger RNA, 1272 nt
Organism: Cutaneotrichosporon oleaginosum
Lineage: Eukaryota; Fungi; Basidiomycota; Tremellomycetes; Trichosporonales; Trichosporonaceae
Source: RefSeq, a predicted model, not a curated record
CUUGCUGUGUGACCCCCAACCAUGCCUGGCAUAGACUACAAUGCGUUCCCACACAUCGUCGAGCGCAUCUUCGAGUUCGUGACUCAAGACACCGAGGCGGUGAUCGCUCUCCGAGGCGUGAGCCGUGCCCUCCUGGGCCAAGCGGAGAAAGAACUGUGGACGCACGUCGCUGUCGGCGUCCGCCACGUCGCCACCUCCAGCGGCAUUCAAGUUUUCCCCACACUCUAUGCACCGCGCCUCCGGUCGGACAGGUCUCCAAUCCGCCUCCCCCUUGAUAUCGACUUCGCCCUGUAUGACCCCCGUGAGGAGUACGCGAUAACCUCGGUAGCGUUACAGAGGGGAUGGGCGAGGAUCCGCGCCCACUCCAAGCUCAGAGGAACGGCCACAGUCGACUGGUGGGCCGAGGCCGGGCCGAAGCCCACUGUAUAUCCCCUCUACUUUCAUUGCGAACUUUACACGCCAAGCUAUCCCAACGGCGACAGCAGCGCAUGGGCGAGCAACGUCGCGAGCCUGUUUGGGGGGCGCAAGAGUGACAUCCGCUACCCACGGACCUCCCCCAAGUCCUUACCGUUCAUGCGCUUCCCACCGAUCGACACGCCGUGGUCGCGGCGCAACAAACUCAAGGGUCCCCGUUUUGCCACGACAUGGCUUACAGUUGGACGUGAAUUUCCCUUUUUCUGGGGCGCGGUGCAGGCUCGCUCGCAGUUCAUCAGCGUUCACCUCUCGCUGACAUCUGACGGCUCUCCGGGCCUGUUCGUCCCGCGGGAGCCUCUGGACAUCACCGCCUACAGCAUCAACAUCAUUCUUCUCCCUCCAAGUGGCGCGCGUCUCUCGUCCCUCGUCCCUGCCACCGAAGCGCUCCGCGAGAGCCUUGCCACGCUCAUUAUUCUUGCCAUUUCGGCCAGGCGCCGCGUUGCCAUCAUGGGGCAGGAGAUUCUCGACAUUCCCGCCCACCUGAGGCACCCCGGCCCGACCCAGCACUCGUACGUCCGCUGCGGCAAGUGGGGCACGAGCCAGGCGCAUGUCGACUACUGGCUCAUGGAAUGCAUUUGCACUUUCGUGGAUUCGGAGGAGUUCGCGAAGACGCAUCGCUGGGAUCGGCAAAAGGAGGUUUCUGCGAUGCGACGCUACUGGACGCGUAAGAUGGAUGACGAGCCAAACUGCCGGCCCUUUUCGUUGGAGUUCCCGCGCGAGUACCUCCAGGAUGAUCUCCGACGGGCCCUUCACAUGAUGAACAUCCUGUCCCAAAAGUCAAUUCAGCACGAUUCAUGA